Messenger RNA from Dreissena polymorpha, 3242 nucleotides. Its product is annotated as MAM and LDL-receptor class A domain-containing protein 2-like. Gene Ontology annotation, biological process: lipid metabolic process; nervous system development. Lineage: Eukaryota; Metazoa; Mollusca; Bivalvia; Myida; Dreissenidae. Gene Ontology annotation, cellular component: membrane. Bases 144 to 1820 code for a protein of 558 amino acids. The transcript is spliced from 4 exons. The record is from RefSeq and is a predicted model, not a curated record.
UAGCUAGGCUAUAAACGACUAUCAGUUUAAGUUUACAACCAUAGAUAUUUGGCUUUCAGUUGAAAAAGCCUGAGACCUAUAUAGUUUAGUUUUUGGAAUAAUUUGGUGAACAAUUAUCAAACAUUCCGCAUAGGUCUAUUAAAAUGAUUGGAUAUUUGUCGUGUUUGAUUUUACUGCCAUAUUUUGUUUUUGGACAGCGGUGUGCAUCGCAAAACAACUGCAAUGACUGCAUGAAUACCAACCCGUUUAUUCCGAUUAAAAACGUAACAUGCAGUUGGUGCCCGCUCGACAGAAAAUGCCAUACUUUUGGUUCCAAUGAGAUUGUUUUAUUAGGACUUUUAACAAAAAUCGAGAACCCAUGUAAACGGAGUAUGAUUAUUAAAGAAGAUUCUCAAUGCUUUCUAUAUUCUGAUGAAGGUUUGGCUUUCGAUCCGACCAAGGCAAAAAUAUUUGCGGGCCUUUCUGCUGCCGCUUAUGCUGAAAGUAAGUACCUACAGAAAUGCAUUCAAAGAGUUGUACCCGGAGAGGACUAUUCGCUUGUGGUAGCUAUCGGAAGCAAGUGUAACAUGGGAACUACAGAAUAUAAAGAAUGUUUUGCUUUCGUCGCGAUAUCAAAAACGAGAAAAGAAAUUUUAAUUUCAUUCCGGGGCACCGCUGGUGAUAAUGAUCAAAUUGUGGAUGAGGCUUUGCACUGGGGAAAAGUACCAUUCGGAGAUAAUGAUGUACGGGUUAAUAAAUACUUUAACAACAGCUUCACAAAACUGUAUGAUCCAUGCGUACUCAAUAGCGUAAAGGAACUUGUCGUACGUAACAGGGACUACAAUGUUGUAGUUACCGGUCAUUCUCUUGGCGGAGCAAUGGCGUCAUUGGCUGCAUACGCUCUGGUGACAAGAAAUGUAGUGGACAAAAGGCGACUUUUCUUGUAUACGUAUGGAAUGCCUCGGGUCGGAAAUAAGGAGUACGCAUAUUAUCAUGACAGACUUGUUAGUAACAGUUGGCGCAUCAUAAACGGAAAGGACAUAGUUCCGCGGUUACCGUUAAUUAGCCAGGGGUUUUAUCACCAUCAAAAAGCUGUGCUCUAUCUUGCAGACAUGACCCCAACUUCACGAUACAAUAUAUAUCCAGAUAACGAAGAUCCGGAAACGAUGAAGGGUGUAGGUUCCAAACCAGAUCACAAGACCUACUUUGGAAUACCGAUUGGCACUUUUUGUGAAACGGAUUUGAAUUACAACCCGACUAUGGAAUCUCGGUUCCAAGUGAACCGUUGCCAAGUUGUUUCGGCACAAGAAUUGGAUGACAUGGCUCUAGCAGAAACAACUAUAAAGAAUGUAUCGGAAAGUGUUUGCGAUUUCACCAGGGAUUUCUGUGACUGGAUCCGCACACCAAACAUAACAUUCAAUUUUCAAAGAAAGAAUGGCCCAUCUGAUAGUAACAAAAAGACAGGACCAUCUGCCGACAGACAUAAUUCAGCUUCCGGUUAUUACGUAUAUGCUGAUGCUUCAGACAAUGAACACAAAAUAGCAAAAUUACGCUCGCCAAAUUUCGUUUCCGGAAACUAUUGCAUUGAGUUCUAUUACCAUAUGUUCGGAGAUGAUAUGGGGUCGCUUGAAUUGUUAAUGUAUACAUCAAAGACUCCAAGAAAAGCAGUUUUCAAGAAAGAAGGUAACCAAGAUAACCAUUGGAGACAUGAACGUGGUACCGUUGAUACAACCAAGCUUGGCAGCGCAGAUAUGCAUUUUGAGUUUGUCGCCACAAUUGGUAAAGGUUACAGAAGUGAUAUCGCCAUUGACUUCGUGAGCAUCUUGAAAGGAAAAUGUUAAAGAAAUCCAACACGACUAAAAGAACCGCUCGCUUGUGGAACAGACUAUAACUUAAGAUUUCCAGGAAUUAUAACCGUUUUUUAGUCAUAAAAACGUACGAACAACGUUUCUUAUCUUUUUUUGUAUUUCAUGCGUUCGAUAAGAAUGUAUUCAAAUACUGGUUUAGUUAAAUCUAACUUAAACAUAACUUAUUUGCCAAACCCACCAACUACUAGAUGAAAACUAAAAAUAAAAUUUCUUAAUUUCACAUUGAGAAAAAGAUUAGGAACUUACCAUGGGCACGUUAUACUAGUGUAUUUUUUUUAAAUAUUACAAAACAAUAGAGUUACAGCUCAUUUGAAUUUUGUCGUUGGCCUCCGUUAUUCCCUUCCCCCACCCCACACACACACCACAUGAAAUGAAGAUAAAGGUGAUGAAUCGGGAUGUAGUUUUGUUGGCACGACAUGUAUCUGUCUCCAAACCUGUGUGGUGUGAACAUGUGUGUCUGUCAGUGUUUAGUGUUUAUACGUGCAUAUAUAACUUUUGUUUUUGUUGCCAGAUAUAUAUUCUUUGUUUUUAUAUAUUUUGAUUAAUUCUUAAAACCCCGGAUCAGACAUAGCUUCACAUUAUUUAAAAUGUACCUCAACAAGGCUUAUGGAAAACCCACUUCGUUCUCGUUCGAGUACCAUUUGAUAAUGGUUUAAAUAUGAUUGCCGUCAAACAGAUUGAUAAUUAAUAAAUAUGCGCGUCGCUGCUUUUCGGUCUAUCAAUGCUUUGUCCGAGCAAAAUCUCGGGUAAAUUUUAUAAUAACUUGACAUUAAUGUUCAUCAUAAAGGUACUAUGUGUUGCUGUAAAGAUCGUUUAUUUCACUUUUGACGAUUAUUUGUUUUUAACCACAUACUGGAAAAACUGUUGUUUAUUAUAAAUACAUUACAUAAAGGUCCUUGUAAAACAUAUUAUGUUUGGCAAACAGGAUAACUCGUUUCAUAGAGCGCACCAAUGUUUUGUGUAAACAAGACAACUUGUCUUAUUAGUAAUUUUUUCGAAAGAGAGAUUAAAUCAUAACACAAUUAUUGAAUGUUGAGGACGUAAGCACUUUUUUAAUUGUUAUUCUAACACGGCACGCGACUUGUUAUCGAUAGACAAAGAAGGAAAUCAUGUGUGGGUUAUUCUGCAAUUAAGUAUGGGCGGAGCUUAAUGUUUCGAAAAAAGUUCCGAAUACAUAAAGAAAAUAUUGCAGUAAAAUGCACGUGCUAAAACCCGCUCUAAAAGAAAUGUAAUAAAUGUAGCAUGUAUAUAAAUGUAUGAAACAACACAUUGUAUAUUUGGUGAUAAGUGGCAUAACCACGCCUGCAAAGAAUGUUAUUUGUUUAGAAACGUUAUUAAUAAAACAUUUAUAGCAUGUCAAGUUUUCAGUAGCACCAAUAAACGUGACGUCAUUCA